Messenger RNA from Salvia miltiorrhiza (redroot sage), 2165 nucleotides. Its product is annotated as proline dehydrogenase 2, mitochondrial-like. The record is from RefSeq and is a predicted model, not a curated record. Bases 358 to 1851 code for a protein of 497 amino acids. Lineage: Eukaryota; Viridiplantae; Streptophyta; Magnoliopsida; Lamiales; Lamiaceae. Gene Ontology annotation, cellular component: mitochondrion. The transcript has 4 exons. Gene Ontology annotation, molecular function: FAD binding; proline dehydrogenase activity.
AAUUUAUCUGAUCAUAUGAAUCUUUCAAUUUUUCGGAUCAAUUUUGUAGCUAAAAAUAAUACAUAUGACAAUACGGAUUUGAAUCCCCUUGCAUUUAGUAUGAAAAAUAUCGUGAAUUUCGCGCACUCAUCUCAUACCAAUUCAAAUCUUUACUUUCCCAAAUCAGCUUAUCCAAACAGCCCUUUAUUCUUUUCGGAACUGCAUAAUCUCAAACUGAAUGCAGCUAUAAAUACUCAUAAACACCUCAACUCUUGCUGCAUACUAUUAUAGAUUUAUUAAUUUUUUUAUUUAUUAAUAAGCGUCGACUCUCCUAAGUCCUAAACCGCAAGCCAGCAAUCCCGCCACAGAUCAUCAACCAUGACCGGCCGCACCAUCCGCCCUCGACUCCUCCGCCGCCUGAAAUCCGGCGCGCGCACCUCCACCACCGCCGUCCUGCCGGGGAACGUCGCCGCCGAUGCCUUGCCGCACGCGGCGGCGGUGGCGGCGGCGGCCGACGACCACGGCCUGAACCUCGCCGACACGAAGGAGCUGUUCUCGUCCGUCCCCACCGUGAAGCUGCUCCGGUCGCUGGUGACGCUCCGCCUCGCCGCGGCGGCGCCGGUGGCCGAUCUCGGCCUGUGGAUCAUGAAAUCCAGGUUGAUGGACGACCCGCUGUGCAGGAAGGUGGUGCUCGGGAUCACGGAGCGGACCUUCUACCGCCAGUUCUGCGCCGGCGAGGACCUCGCGGCGGCGAACGCGACGGCGCGGGAGCUCUGGGAGUCCGGACGCACGGCGAUGCUGGAUUACGGGUUGGAGCACGCCGACGACAACGAAUCGUGCGACGUCAACAUGGAGGAGUUCAUCCGCACCAUCGAUUCCACGAAAUCCGUCGACGAAUCGCCUAUAAGCUUCGUGGUGGUGAAGGUCACGGCGAUCUGCCCGCCGCGCAUACUGAAAAGAGUGAGCGAUUUGCUGAGGUGGCAGCACAAGGAUAAAUCGCUGAAUCUGCCGUGGAAGCUAAAAUCGCUGCCUCUCCUCGCCGAUUCCAGCCCCUUGUACCACACGCCGGAGCGGCCGGCGGCGUUAACCGCCGAGGAAGAGCGUGAUCUCGAUCUCGCAUACGCGAGGAUGGCGAAGAUUUGCAGGAACAGCAUCGACGCGAGCCUCCCGAUCCUGAUCGACGCGGAGGACACCGCGAUCCAGCCGGCGAUCGACUACUUCACGUACGCGGCGGCCGUGGAGUUCAGCCAGGGCGGCGACGACGACGAGCCGCUGAUAUUCAACACCGUUCAAGCCUAUUUGAAGGACGCCAAGGACAGGCUGGUGAUCGCCAAAAAAGCCGCCGAUCAAAUGCAGGUCGGCGUCGGGAUCAAGCUGGUGAGAGGCGCCUACAUGGCCUCCGAAAACCGACUCGCCGAUUCUCUCGGGGUCCAGUCCCCGGUUCACGACACCAUCCACAACACCCACGCCUGCUACAACGACUGCGCGGAUUUCAUGCUGCACCAGAUCGCCGGCGGCUCCGGCUCCCUCGUGCUCGCCACGCACAACAUGGAGUCAGGCAAAAUGGCGGCUGCGAAAGCGGUGGAUUUGGGAAUCGACAAGGGCAGCGAGCGCCUCCAUUUCGCUCAGCUGUAUGGAAUGGCGGAUCCUCUUUCGUUCGGGCUGAGAAACGCCGGAUACAGAGUGAGCAAGUACUUGCCCUACGGCCGCGUCGAGCAGAUCAUUCCGUAUCUUCUCCGGCGGGCGGAGGAAAACAGAGGACUCCUCUCUGCCUCCUCAUUUGAUAGAGCGCUCAUGAGGAAUGAACUCAUUCGCAGGCUAAAGUCGCCGCCAAGUGACCGGAAAACUAUACAGAUUCCUAGUUCCGACUAAUUGUGUAGAGAUGACAAUGAAGAUGAAUAUGAUGAAGAUGAUGAUGUUUAUGGAAAUUGCAACUGCAAAGAAUUGUAAAUAGAUUUCAGAGGAGACAAGGAUUUCUUUUCCAAAUGUUGAAAAAUAUGUAGGAAGGUCCUUGUCCCUCUCAAGUUCCAUUAAUAACCCAUGAUUCAUGCCAUGGUCCUAGCAAGCUCUUCUCAACUUUUUUUUUUCUGUUUUUUUUUAGGGUAUUUGAGUCAUUGUCGAUGAGUAUUGUAAAAUUUGGUUCUUGGCUCAAUUCAGAUGUGAAAUUUGUGGCAAGAAUUUUACUA